This is a messenger RNA of Nothoprocta perdicaria, 462 nucleotides long. Its product is annotated as lens fiber major intrinsic protein-like. The record is from RefSeq and is a predicted model, not a curated record. The transcript has 5 exons. Gene Ontology annotation, molecular function: water channel activity. NCBI's taxonomy places the organism in Eukaryota, Metazoa, Chordata, Aves, Tinamiformes, Tinamidae. Gene Ontology annotation, cellular component: apical plasma membrane; plasma membrane. The coding region runs from base 1 to 462 and encodes 153 amino acids. Gene Ontology annotation, biological process: transmembrane transport.
AUGCGGGAGCUGCGCUCGGCCGCCUUCUGGAGGGCCGUGCUGGCCGAGGGGCUGGGCAGCCUCCUGUACGUGCUGCUGGGGCUGGCGGCCCUGCACCCCGGCGUGGGGCUGGCCCAGGGCACGGCCGUGGAGCUGCUGCUCACGCUGCAGUUCGUGCUCUGCGUGCUGGCCAGCUACGACGAGCGCCGCGACGGGCGCCUGGGCUCCGUGCCGCUGGCCGUGGGGCUCUCGCUCACCCUGGGGCAGCUCUGCGGGGUCUAUUACACGGGCGCCAGCAUGAACCCCGCGCGCGCCUUCGCGCCCGCCGUCAUCACCCGCAACUUCGCCAACCACUGGGUGUACUGGCUGGGCCCGCUGCUGGGCGCCGCGCUGGCCGCGCUGCUCUACGAGCUGCUGCUGGCGCCGCGCACGCACUGGGAACCGGGCACCGUGUCCCGGGAACUGGGCAGCGGGCUCCGGUAA